This is a messenger RNA of Suncus etruscus (white-toothed pygmy shrew), 2892 nucleotides long. Its product is annotated as tubulin beta-3 chain. Gene Ontology annotation, biological process: G protein-coupled receptor signaling pathway; axon guidance; microtubule cytoskeleton organization. NCBI's taxonomy places the organism in Eukaryota, Metazoa, Chordata, Mammalia, Eulipotyphla, Soricidae. Gene Ontology annotation, molecular function: GTP binding; G protein-coupled receptor activity; structural constituent of cytoskeleton. The record is from RefSeq and is a predicted model, not a curated record. The coding region runs from base 1 to 2631 and encodes 876 amino acids. The transcript has 7 exons. Gene Ontology annotation, cellular component: microtubule; cytoplasm; membrane.
AUGUCUGUGCAGGGAGCCUCGUUGGGACUGCUGGGCUCCCUCAACUCCAGCUCUCUCUCCCCCUACCUUGGGCUGGCUGCCAACCUGACGGGGCCCACGUGCCUGGAGGUGUCCGUUCCUGAUGGGCUUUUCCUCAGCCUGGGACUGGUGAGCCUGGUGGAGAACGUGCUGGUGGUCACUGCCAUCGCCAAAAACCGCAACCUGCACUCACCCAUGUACUUCUUCAUCUGCUGCCUGGCCGUGUCCGACCUGCUGGUGAGUGGCAGCCGUGUGCUGGAGACGGCCGUGUUGCUGCUGUUGGAGGCCAGUGUGCUGGCACCCCGGGCUACGGCCCUACAGCAGCUGGAUGCUGCCACGGAUGCGCUGCUCUGCAGCUCCAUGGUGUCCAGCCUGUCUUUCCUGGGGGCCAUCGCUGUGGACCGCUACAUCUCCAUCUUCUACGCAUUGCGCUACCACAGCAUUGUGACGCUAUCUCGGGCGUGGCGGGCCAUGGGCGCCAUCUGGGCUGCCAGUGUCCUGUCUGGCACCCUCUCCGUGACCUUCUACAACCACACGGCCGUCCUGCUUGGCCUCAUCAGCUUCUUCGUGGCCAUGCUGGCACUCAUGGCCGUGCUCUACUUGCACAUGCUCGCCCGGGCCCGCCAACAUGCCCAGGGUACCCCUCGGCUCCACAAGAGCAGGCGGCCUGUCCACCAUAUCUUCUGCCUUAAGGGCGCAGCUACCCUCACGCUGCUGCUGGGUGCUUUCUUCCUCUGCUGGGGUCCCUUCUUCCUGCACCUGUCGCUCAUUGUGCUCUGCCCCCAGCACCCCACCUGCAGCUGCAUCUUCAAGAACUUCACUUUGUCCCUGACCCUCAUCAUCUGCAACUCCAUCAUAGACCCACUCAUCUAUGCCUUCCGUAGUCAGGAGCUCCGACGGACCCUGUGGGAUGGACUGUCCUGCUCCUGCCCCAAGCCACCCUCCUACACGGCCACCACCACCCUGGCGAGUCCCAGCGCGCAGGUGACAGGUGGGGACCGUGCCCAGCGCGCGCCACCCCUCACCACGGAGCAGCGGGGCAUUCCUCUGCUCGUGUCAGCCGGCCAGACCCCCGGGGCCAGGCCGCGCCCGGCCUCCCAAGCCCCACGACUGGACCCCGCACAGGGGAGCGAGACCCGCGCACAAAGCCGGGAGAGAGGGGAACGGCUAGGCCUUAUAAGAGCGGGCGGCGCGGGCGGCGGCGCUGCAGCAGCUCGGCCCGUCGGCGCUUCCCGCACUCACCCACCCGCAGCACCGAGCAUGAGGGAGAUCGUGCACAUUCAGGCCGGCCAGUGCGGCAACCAGAUCGGGGCCAAGUUCUGGGAGGUCAUCAGCGAUGAGCACGGCAUAGACCCCAGCGGCAACUAUGUGGGGGACUCGGAUCUGCAGCUGGAGCGUAUCAGUGUCUACUACAAUGAGGCCUCCUCUCACAAGUAUGUUCCUCGAGCCAUCCUGGUUGAUUUGGAGCCUGGCACCAUGGACAGUGUCCGGUCUGGGGCCUUUGGGCACCUCUUCAGGCCUGACAAUUUCAUCUUUGGUCAGAGUGGUGCUGGCAACAACUGGGCCAAGGGUCACUACACGGAGGGCGCAGAGCUAGUGGACUCGGUCCUGGACGUGGUGCGUAAGGAGUGUGAGAAUUGCGACUGUCUACAGGGCUUCCAGCUCACCCACUCGUUGGGCGGUGGCACAGGUUCGGGCAUGGGCACCCUGCUCAUCAGCAAGGUGCGUGAGGAGUACCCCGAUCGCAUCAUGAACACCUUCAGUGUGGUGCCCUCGCCCAAGGUGUCAGACACAGUGGUGGAACCCUACAACGCCACCCUGUCCAUCCACCAGCUGGUGGAGAACACAGACGAGACCUACUGCAUCGACAACGAGGCGCUGUACGACAUCUGCUUCCGCACCCUCAAGCUGGCCACACCUACCUAUGGUGACCUCAACCACCUGGUGUCGGCCACCAUGAGCGGUGUCACCACCUCCCUACGCUUCCCUGGCCAACUGAAUGCUGACCUGCGCAAACUGGCGGUGAACAUGGUGCCCUUCCCACGGCUACACUUCUUCAUGCCUGGCUUUGCCCCACUCACAGCCCGGGGCAGCCAGCAGUACCGCGCCCUGACGGUGCCUGAGCUCACUCAGCAGAUGUUUGAUGCCAAGAACAUGAUGGCCGCAUGUGACCCACGCCAUGGCCGCUACCUCACGGUGGCCACUGUAUUCCGCGGCCGCAUGUCCAUGAAGGAGGUGGACGAGCAGAUGUUGGCUAUCCAGAGCAAGAACAGCAGCUACUUCGUGGAGUGGAUCCCCAACAACGUGAAGGUGGCUGUGUGCGACAUCCCACCGCGUGGCCUGAAGAUGUCUUCCACCUUUAUCGGCAACAGCACGGCCAUACAGGAGCUGUUCAAGCGCAUCUCGGAGCAGUUCACGGCUAUGUUCCGCCGCAAAGCCUUCCUGCACUGGUACACGGGCGAGGGUAUGGACGAGAUGGAGUUCACUGAAGCUGAGAGCAACAUGAAUGACCUGGUGUCCGAGUACCAGCAGUACCAGGACGCCACGGCUGAGGAGGAGGGUGAGAUGUAUGAAGAUGACGAAGAAGAGUCAGAGGCUCAGGGCCCCAAGUGAGGCUUCUGAGCGCUGUGGGCAGGUGUCAGCCAGCAAGGCUCGUCCAGGCCCUCAGUCCACUCACCUGCCGCAGGCUACCAGCUCGCUCAGCGCUCACACUCCCUUCGAGUGUCCCAGUUUCCCCAUUGAACCCCCUCUUCUUUUUGUGUUGUCUCUUUGCUUCACUGUUGGCUCCAGGCCUGAUGUUUUAUGGCAGUUUAUUUUCUUUUUACUAGUUUAUGUUUUUAUGGGGGGAUACUUAAUAAAUUUAUUGCGGCCAAA